Molecule: messenger RNA, 1366 nt
Organism: Morus notabilis
Lineage: Eukaryota; Viridiplantae; Streptophyta; Magnoliopsida; Rosales; Moraceae
Product: F-box protein 7
Exons: 11
Coding region: 140-1123 (327 amino acids)
Biological process (GO): SCF-dependent proteasomal ubiquitin-dependent protein catabolic process
Cellular component (GO): SCF ubiquitin ligase complex
Molecular function (GO): protein binding
Source: RefSeq, a predicted model, not a curated record
GUUUCUCGUACUUCCAAUUUCUCUCCCUUUUAUUUAUUUAUUUUUAUUUUUCGCCCUCCUUUUUCUCUGUAAUUCGCCUGAGAAAAAUUGAGGGGAAAUAAUUCCGUUAUCUCGCCGGGAAAGUUGUUCUUCCUUCUUCAUGGCUUCAGAUUUUGCAUCAAGUAUUCCUGCGGAGCUAGAUUCAGCCUUGAGGUUAAAGACUGUUCAGUACUUCGUCACAAAAAGACCGUGGCUUGAUCUUUAUGGUAUCAAUGUUAGACCUGUUGCACCAUUUGGAAGUGUGAGUAGAAAACCAUAUGUUGAUCCGGCACUGAUACAUCGUAGCUUGCCUGAUGAGCUGCUUUUUGAGGUAUUUGCACGAAUGAAUCCGUAUGACUUAGGAAGGGCAUCUUGUGUUUGUCGAAAAUGGAGGUACACAAUUCGUAACCCUGUGUUUUGGCGCAAUGCAUGCUUAAAGGCCUGGCAGCUCUCUGGAGUAGUCGAAAAUUACAAGACUUUGCAGUCGAAGUAUGAGGGUUCAUGGAGAAGAAUGUGGCUUUUGAGACCAAGGGUCCGUACUGAUGGUCUUUAUGUGAGUAGGAAUACUUAUAUCCGUGCUGGAGUUGCAGAAUGGAAGAUCACUAAUCCUGUUCAUGUGGUCUGCUAUUUUCGUUACAUAAGAUUUUAUCCUUCUGGCCGAUUUGUUUACAAGAAUUCAUCCCACAAGAUGAAGGAUGUUGUGAAAUCCAUGAAUUUUCGUGCAGCUAAGGCAGACUGUGUUUACAGUGGCCAUUACACAUUGUCCGACGAUAAGGUUGAAGCUGCAAUUUUGUAUCCAGGCAUGCGACCUACUGUAUUGAGGAUCCGCUUGAGGGUGAGAGGAACUACAGCAGGGGCAAACAAUCGGAUGGAUUUACUUUCACUCGUUACAAGUGGAGUAAACAGAAAUGAGGUCAACGGCCCGGGUGAAGAUAUCCUAGGAGUAGUGGAAGGGUGGCAGGAUGACGAAACACACAAUCCAGAUGUGCCUGCUGUCUCACACAAGAGGGGUAUGACACCCUUUGUGUUCGUUCCUUUUGAAGAGGUUGAGACUUCAGUUUUGAAUCUGCCAGUGGACAAGAUGGAUUACUUUGUACCCGGCUGAGAACUCGACCGAAGGGGUUCUUAUUUGUAAAUAUAUUGUAAUACAGAAGCAUUUAAGUUUGUUAUGACUCAUUUAUUUGUUUCAAAUGUUGGAUUAAUAAUGCCAACAAAGAUGGGUGUUAGAAAUGUGUCUUUUUUUUUUUUUUGCCCUUUUUCUUGGCUGUUGUUGUACGAUGGCUUUUGCCCUUUUUAUGGGUAAAAUUUAGAAUGAUAAACUGAGCGGAACUCCUUUAAUGUAUGUAUA